AUGCGCCUCCUCCCCCUAUUCCUCCGCCGCCAAUCUCACAACCUUCACCACCUUCACCACCACCACGACAAAACCCACAUCCCCGAACCAAAUCCCCUCUUCAAAAUGGCACAACUACCCCCUCUCCCAGAAGUAACCCUCCUAGCCCCCUCCAUAACCCGCAUCCUAGCCGGCAACCCCUCCAAAUUCACCCUCCAAGGCACCAACACCUACCUCGUCGGCACCGGCCCAAACAGAAUCCUAAUCGACACCGGCGAGGGAAAACCAACCUGGAUCACCGCCCUCAAAUCCUGUCUCUCCUCCUCCUCAGGCGCCACAAUAUCAAAAUGCAUCAUCACCCACUGGCACCACGACCACGUAGGCGGCAUCCCCGACCUCCUCUCCGCCUUCCCCAGCAUCAAAAUCUACAAGCACAGGCCAGACUACCACAACCCGACCAACAUACCCUUUUUGGACAUUUCCGACGGGCAAGAGUUUGAAGUGGAGGAGGGAGGAGGAGGAGGGGCGAGGUUAAAAGCGGUUCACACCCCAGGCCAUACAGAAGAUCACAUGGUACUACAAUACUUUCCCCCCUCUUCAUCUCAGCAAGAACAGCCCGGUCUUUUUACCGGGGAUAAUGUCCUCGGCCACGGGACCGCUGUGUUUGAAGACCUUUCUGCUUAUCUCACCUCUUUGGCAAAAAUGAAGAGUUUGGUUGAUGGGAAGGCUUACCCGGGUCAUGGGCCGGUUAUUGACCAGGGCAGGGAAAAGAUUGAGGAAUAUAUCCAGCACAGGCAGCAGAGAGAGGAUCAGGUGGUCCAGCAACUGAUAGCCUACCCUGAUGUCGCUGUUGCGGGGGGGCAGGAGGGGAGUGAGAAGGGGUGGACGUUGAUGGGGUUGGUGAGGGUGAUUUAUAAGGAUGUUCCUGAGGCGCUUCACGUACCGGCUGCUGGGGGGGUGGUGCAGAUUUUGAAGAAGCUUGAGCGGGAGGGGAAGGUGAGGGUGUUGGAAGAGAGGGGUGGUGGUGAGGAGGAUAGGUGGGUGUUGGUGGGACGGCAGGGGGUAACGGGCUCGGGCCGGGGAUCUGCGCUGUGA
Podospora anserina S mat+ is the source of this 1074-nucleotide messenger RNA. RefSeq lists its product as uncharacterized. The record is from RefSeq and is a predicted model, not a curated record. Gene Ontology annotation, biological process: secondary metabolite biosynthetic process. The transcript has a single exon. NCBI's taxonomy places the organism in Eukaryota, Fungi, Ascomycota, Sordariomycetes, Sordariales, Podosporaceae. The coding region runs from base 1 to 1074 and encodes 357 amino acids.